CGUCCCCGUAAACAAGAGUAAGUGCUCUGCUAAAUGAAACCGCUUUACAGCUAAUGAAGGCAUUCUAAGAUGGGUGAUGUUAAACAAUUUUUAUAUGCUUGGUGUGGGAAAAGAAAGGUCACACCGUGUUAUGAGUUUGGACAGACAGGGUCAAAACAUAAACCAAGGUUUAAAUGUGAGGUCAGAGUUGAAGGGUUUGAUUAUAUGGGAGUAGGUAACUCUACAAAUAAGAAAGAUGCACAAGCUAACUGUGCCAAGGACUUUGUUCAGUUUUUGGUUCGUCAAGGCCUGGUACAACAAUCAGAAGUUCCUUCAACAGGGUUACAAUCAGAAAUGCUGGAACCUAGGCCUGGUCCUAGUGAAGCUAGUAGUGAUGUUGGAUUUAGUGGAUUACCAGGUGGUCUAGCUCCACAUCAAGCUUUAGGAUUAGGUGGGGGAAACUUUGGUGGCCAGAGAGAAGAAGAGCCCAUGUCAAGAGAGUUUCCACCAUAUGAAAGAGGUCCUCCUCUCAGUUAUAUGGAAAGAAUGGCAGAGAAAAGAAAACUGGAAGAAUCAGAAGAUGUAGAUUUCAAUGCUGAUAUCCAUGGUAACUGGACUUUAGAGAAUUCCAAGAGUCGCUUACAUCAGUGGCUUCAACAGAACAAAAUCCAGGCAGACUAUAAGUAUAAUAUGGUUGGACCUGAUCAUAACAGGAGUUUUAUUGCUGAGAUGAAGUUUUAUGUGAACAAACUGAGACAAUAUAUCCAUGCUCGAGAACAUGGGUCUAACAAACAGGUAGCUUCUAAAUCGUGUGCCUUGUCUCUAGUGAGACAACUGUUUCACAUGGGUGUUAUUGAAGCUUACACAGGACAGACAAAAAAGAAAGAUCAAGAAAAGUUGGAUGAAUAUGAAGUUGCUAUUAGCAGUGAAACAGAGAACUUGGUCAAUAAAGCUUUGGAAGCAUGGAAUAUUGAACCUGUUCAGAGGCCUGAUGAUACCAGUCAGCCUGUAUCAAUGAUGUCACACACAUCAUUAGAGGAAUUUGAACCUGCACCCAAGCGUAAUACAGGUGGAGUUGUUCCCUGGUCACCACCACAGGAAAACUGGAAUCCAUGGUCUAAUUGUAAUAUUGAUGAAGGCCCACUAGCUCACGCCACCCUUGACCAGAUUAGUAGAGAUUUAUAUGAAUCAACAGAAAGACAAAGAAAUACGGACCAGAAUUUACAAAAGAUGAUAGAAGAGAGAACAAAUCUCCCAGUCUCUGGGUCACAUGAUUACAUCUUAAAUGAAAUUAACAACAACUCUUGUAUUAUUAUCAGAGGAGAAACAGGUUGUGGCAAGACCACUCAGGUUACCCAGUUUAUUAUGGAUCAGAUGAUACAACAGGGAAGAGGAGCUGAAUGUAAUAUUGUAAUCACACAGCCAAGAAGAAUCAGUGCCAUAUCUAUAGCAGAGAGAGUAGCCCAGGAGAGAUGUGAGGACUUAGGCAUGUCUGUAGGAUACAGUGUCAGAUUUGAGUCUGUAUUUCCAAGGCCAUAUUGUGGUAUUCUGUAUUGCACAGUCGGUACUCUCUUGAGGAGAUUAGAGAAUGGUAUGAGGGGUAUAUCGCAUGUUAUUGUUGAUGAAAUACAUGAGAGAGAUAUCAAUACUGAUUUCCUUCUGAUUAUGUUACGAGACAUGGUAAAUACAUAUCCACAGUUACGUGUUGUACUGAUGUCAGCCACAAUAGAUACUUCACUGUUUUCUGAAUAUUUUGGAGAUUGUAAAAUUGUUGAAGUGUAUGGAAGAACUCAUCCUGUACAAGAAUAUUACCUAGAAGACUGUAUACAGAUGUUAAAUUUUAUCCCACUUCCAAAUGAUAGGAAGAAGAAGAAAGAUAAAGAUGAAUUAGAUGCUGAGGAAGGAGACCAGGAAGAAAACUGUAAUUUGAAAGUGAGUUCAGAAUACUCUGAACAGACCAAACGAGCUUUGGCUAUGCUAAAUGAAAAAGAAUUGUCCUUUGAACUGAUAGAGGCUCUUAUCAAGUACAUAAAGACACUAGGUAUACCAGGAGCUUUAUUGAUAUUCUUGCCUGGAUGGAAUCUUAUCUUUGCCCUACAUAAACAUCUGGAGAUGCAUCCUGAAUUUGGUGGUCCACAGUAUAGACUGUUACCCUUGCAUUCACAAAUACCUAGGGAGGACCAGAGGAGAGUGUUUGAUCCAGUCCCAGAUGGUGUAACUAAGAUUAUUCUAUCAACCAACAUAGCAGAAACCAGUGUUACUAUUAAUGAUGUUGUCUUUGUUGUUGACAGCUGCAAAGCCAAAAUGAAACUAUUCACCUCCCAUAACAACAUGACCAAUUAUGCCACAGUCUGGGCAUCAAAGACCAACUUAGAGCAGAGAAGAGGGAGAGCUGGACGUGUUAGACCAGGAUUUGCCUUCCAUUUGUGCAGUAGAGCCAGAUUUGAAAGGUUGGAACAGCAUACAACACCAGAGAUUUUCAGAACGCCUCUUCAUGAACUAGCAUUGUCAAUUAAGCUACUGAGGCUGGGCCCAAUAGCUAAAUUCAUGGCUAAAGCAGUGGAACCACCACCCAUUGAUGCUGUCAUUGAAGCUGAAGCUCUUCUUAAAGAGAUGAGAGCUUUGGAUACUAAUGAUGAGCUUACACCACUUGGUAAAAUUUUGGCUAAACUACCUAUAGAACCAAGACUAGGCAAGAUGAUCAUCUUUGGAUGUAUGUUUUAUGUUGGUGAUGCAGUGUGUACAAUAGCUGCCAGUACAACCUUCCCAGAACCAUUUAUAACCCCUACAGAUAGAAGAAGAUUAGGCUGGGUACAUAAAUCUUUAGCUGGAGACAGAUUCAGUGAUCAUGUAGCAUUAUUAAAUGCUUUUCAAAUGUGGGAAGAUUCAAGAUCUGGUGGAGAAAUGUCAGAGAUGAAUUUCUGUGAUCAAAAGUCAUUGUCAAUGCCAACACUUAGAAUGACAUCUGAAGCCAAGAGACAGUUAGCAGAUAUCCUAGUGAAUUCUGGAUUCCCUGAAGACUCUCUGAUGCCUCAAGCUUACAACUUUCAUGGACCUGACAGUAAUCUAGAUGUGGUUAUAUCUCUCCUCUGUCUUGGUUUAUAUCCAAAUGUAUGUUACCAUAAGGAAAAGAGAAAGGUGUUAACAACUGAAAGUAGAGCUGCCUUAGUUCACAAGUCAUCUGUUAACUGCAGUAACCAGGAGAUCAAAUUUCCAUCUCCAUUUUUUAUAUUUGGUGAAAAGAUACGAACAAGAGCAGUUUCUUGCAAACAGAUGACAAUGGUGACACCUCUUCAGCUUCUGAUAUUUGGCUCAAGACAUGUUGCAGUUCACGAUGAUGGCAUUGUUCUGGACAACUGGAUUAAUUUAAAAAUGGACUAUGAUCAUGCUGCUAAGAUAGUAGGUUUAAGACCAGCUUUGGAAGCCAUGGUUGUUAGAGCUACAACAGAUCCAGAGGUUGUUAGUAGUCCAGGACACCAGGAGGAGCCACUGAUGGCUGCCUUCAGAACUCUAGCAAAGGUCAAUGCUGGGAGGUUCGGUAUUGCACAGGAUGAAAAAACAGCUAAAGGAUUUGGUGGACCACACAAAAGAGGACGAUUUGGAGGCGGUGGGUUCAGUGGUGGCGGUGGUGGACGAGGAUUUGGUGGUAGGGGAAGUUAUGGAGGAUCAAGAGGAAAUUUUGGAGGUGGUGGGUAUGGAGGACGUGGAUUCAGUGGGGGAGGAAGAGGAAAUUUUGGUGGAGGGGGCUUUGGAAGAGGUGGAGGAGGAGGAGGAGGAGGAGGAGGAUUCAGUAGAGGUGGUCAAUCAAGUGGCUUUGGAAGAGGACGUGGAGGUUAUGGACAAUCUGGUGGAUUUGGUGGGGGAAACUUUAGAGGACGGGGGGGAUAUUAAUUCUAAUAUGUGAAAUGUUUUCUGUACAUAAUCAUAACAGUCGUUGUUUAAGACAUUUUUAAGACAAGUAUGAUAAGUUUCCUGUUAAAUGUUAAUGAUUUUUUAAAUAUUGUUUUUGUUAUUUUACCAAAGCCAGUGUUCUGUCUUCUACUAAUCGUUACAUUUCAUUUUUGUAAUUGUUGUGUUACAUGUACAAUUUCAUUAUAAUAAUGAUUGUUUAAAUCUUGGAGUACAUUUACCUGUAACUAAAGUCCAAAUAAUCUUAUAAAUAGACAUUUUUUUUUUUAAAUACAUUUAGGUAUGUUGAUGUGUAACCAUAAAGUAAAUAGAUGUAUGCUUUCAUUCAGCUAUGAAAAUCGUUUUAUCAUUGCAUUAUAAAUUCAAAACUAUCAAGUUCAUAUUAUUUUAAUAUUGUUUGAUGAAAACUUAUUUUCAUCCUUUUUGCAAUUUGUAGUUUAUAAGUAAUAGAAGUUGUACAAAAGUACAAGUUUUCAAGUUUAAAACAAAAGUCUUGCAUCAUUACAGCUAUAGGAUCUAGAAAUUACCAUAAUCAUGUGUUUUUGUGUUAGAAUGGCCAUUUUAUUGAAAAUAUUGAUGAAUAUUUAUGUGUCUAAAUAAAUAUAAAUAUACAGUU
This is a messenger RNA of Mytilus trossulus (common blue mussel), 4504 nucleotides long. RefSeq names its product ATP-dependent RNA helicase A-like. Gene Ontology annotation, cellular component: intracellular anatomical structure; nucleolus; ribonucleoprotein complex. NCBI's taxonomy places the organism in Eukaryota, Metazoa, Mollusca, Bivalvia, Mytilida, Mytilidae. The coding region runs from base 70 to 3870 and encodes 1266 amino acids. The record is from RefSeq and is a predicted model, not a curated record. Gene Ontology annotation, molecular function: double-stranded RNA binding; 3'-5' DNA helicase activity; RNA helicase activity. Gene Ontology annotation, biological process: regulation of mRNA processing; positive regulation of transcription by RNA polymerase II. The transcript has 31 exons.